Molecule: messenger RNA, 2583 nt
Organism: Paraphaeosphaeria sporulosa
Lineage: Eukaryota; Fungi; Ascomycota; Dothideomycetes; Pleosporales; Didymosphaeriaceae
Exons: 1
Coding region: 351-2333 (660 amino acids)
Source: RefSeq, a predicted model, not a curated record
CCCUGUUGACUCUACGACUUAAAGAAUCCAGCAGCUCCAUUGUGGCUUGUUCAGAUACUACUGCCUACCUUUCACAGCCCCCGAGCGUCGGCGUAUUUUCACCCCACCCGCACCAAAAGAACCACGAAAUCAGUGCGGGCUACCACGACGACAGCUGACCCAGCCACCUCUUAGUGACUUCCACUCAGUAAUACGAUCUUUUCCCAAGGAGACAAAACAGUCACCUCCACCGCAACUCUCUGACACAGCAGCUUUUAUCAAUUCGAGGUCCACUUGCGCGGAUUCUACUGCAAUCGGCGCAGGAACAGUACAAAUACACAUCAACUCACCAGCUAAGCGCGUGUCGCAAUAUGGCCAUGCCUUUGGGCGCCCGUGGAGCACAGUGGUUUGCCAACAUGACUGAAGCGGCGGUGGGCCAGCCGGUCGACCCAUGGCUUCUCUCUGAGUAUCGGUCUGCGCCCGUUAAUUCGUACUCCAGCCUGCCUCCCGAGCGCUUCGGCACGACUGAAGCCUUUGCCACAUACACCGAGAAUAAUUACGCACAACAUCUCCGUGACGGUUUUCCUGCUCGACAGGAGCCGGAGUUGAACUUUGCGAUGACGGAACCUGUUCAAUUGCACUUACCAACCGGUGAAGAACUGGCGGCCAUACAUACGGAGUGGGCAUUGGUCGAUCCCGAAUACGAAGAUGCUGAGGGAAGCGACGGGGCCGAUGCCGAGGGAGUCGAGGAUGAUGAUGUCGAGGAGGUUGAGGAUGACAACAUUGGGGUUGGCGAGAACCAAAAUACUACGGAAGAACCCAACAUCGACUCAGGCUUCCAGAAGCAGAUGGAAGGCCAGCCGGCGGUGCAGGCUCAGCCGACUCAGCAGCGCCAGCCGACCUCACAACCGCAGCAGGUCCCGCAGCGCCAGCAAAAGAUCUCUAUCCGCAAAUCUGCUUGGAAUCGACAAGCAAAACAAGCCGCAGAGACCAAGAAGCGCGAUUCAAAGUCACCCACAAUCAAGCGGAAGCGACCAGGUACAACGACCAUCGACGAGUUGGCGAAGCAGCAUGAAGGAGGCACUCCACCUGAGCGGGCGAAGUUCGAUGCUGGAUACACCGAGCCGAAGACUUUCUCCUCACCCGUGCCGUUGGCCAAGGGACAGAAGCGUUACACUUCGGCCACCGAGGAUCUGGAGAAAGAGCACGGCGAUCAACGCCCGCACAAGAAGGCGAAGGUUCACAGCGAGAGCGUACCGAAACCCUCACCGGAGAGCAAGCUUCCAAAGCAGAACCAGAACCAGAACCAGAACCAGAAACAGAAACAGAAGCCCCAGCCUGUGAAAUCCAUCCAGGAGCAGGCGCAGCUCGCUUCUUCUCCACUUCCCGCUUCCAACCCAGUUCCACGGCCGCACCGCUUCAGCGUACAGAUCUCUGACCGCACCGUCACGCUAUACGAAAGCUUGAAAAUCCCAGGCCUCCAUGUCCUGCCCGAGCUCGAGAAGAAGGGCGAGGUCACACCCUGGACCGCCAACCACCUGACACUCCUCUACAUCCAUAGCUACAUCCAGGACAACAUCCAGCUCUGCGACCUCAUCACCGACGUAUGGAUCCGCGCCUUCCAGGAGCGGAACCGCAGCAAGUCGCUACCGCAGAUGUGGAUGCCGAACAAGUCGCACGUGGAGCGCGACCUCAAGAUUGUCAAAAAGAACAAGCAACACCAUAUGAAAGAAUACCACCGUAUCGGCCUGCCCGACGUCCCGAAGUGGCAGCAUAAGCUCCCCCUGCCCACGCUGAGCAACAACGUCACAGACUUCGACCCCAAGCUGCUCAACGCGCUGUACCACCACACGGCCGAGGGAAACGGCGCGCGCAUGCUCUGGGCGGAUGCGCUCGCGCUGUGCGGCACGCGCGCGGAAGACUGGUUUCUUGCGUGCAAAAAGGAGGGCAUUGAGGUGCACCCCGAUCUCGUCUUCAACGUCAUGUGCGCGACGCUCCGCUCCUGCCGUCGCCGCUUGACCCUGAAGAUCGAGGAGGUCGAACAGGACAAGUGGUGUCGCCGGUACCACUUGCACUCCAAGUGGGGCUUGGAGUGCCACCGUCCGACCGCCGACGAGGACGACGAGGACGAGCAGUAUGCGCGCCUGCAAGCUGCCGUGUCGGCACACGCCGCUAGCAACAGUGGAGAUGGCGAGGUUGACGACGAUCUGGGUGCGGAUAUUCUGCAGGAAUUCAACAACCAGGUCGAGGAACGCGGUGACAACGACCUCUACCACCCGCGCACCCCUAUUCCCAAGGCCGCUACGGUGGAAGUCGUUGGCAGCGACGGUGAUGAUAGUUCGGAGGAGGACUAGGUUGCUUUGCAGAAUCCUGGGCGUUGCUGAGUUUGGUUAUCAAGAUGCUUGCAUUUGGUCACGCUGACUUGAGCGUCGAUGAUUACGACAGGAGGUCAAUAAGGACCGAACUGGAUCGCAUCUGGUGGACGUUGCAGUCCUCAUCUGUCCUGAUGCUUCAAUAUCAGGGAAUGCGUCUAUUCAGUUCCAAAAGAUGUACAAUCGAGAUGAUUGAUAGUUGCAGUUGUCCUGAACCGCUCUCGGAUUAGAU